Messenger RNA from Sphaeramia orbicularis (orbiculate cardinalfish), 3046 nucleotides. RefSeq names its product schwannomin interacting protein 1 (gene schip1). The transcript is spliced from 15 exons. Bases 16 to 2175 code for a protein of 719 amino acids. Gene Ontology annotation, cellular component: plasma membrane; cell junction. Gene Ontology annotation, biological process: positive regulation of hippo signaling. Lineage: Eukaryota; Metazoa; Chordata; Actinopteri; Kurtiformes; Apogonidae. The record is from RefSeq and is a predicted model, not a curated record.
GAGAGGGAGCUCGACAUGCUGAGAAACGGCACGCACAGAGGCAUGUACCAGGGAGAGGAGACGAGGCAGCGCAGCGGGAGUCUGGCUGUGACUCGGGAGAGGAAACACCUUGCUCUGUGUAUUAAUAACCAGGAGGAGGUGAAAAGGUAUCACCGCUACUGCAACCACAGUGGGGGGCAAGCAGUUUCCAAGGUGGAGAGAAACCGUCCUCGUCGGUGUGAAGAGGAAGAUGACAAUAGUCCUCAUCGCCGUGAGAAACAGUACCUAGAGAUAAAGGCCAUCAUUAUCCAGCGAGCCUGGCGUGCCAGUAUGUCCCGCAGAGGAAACCUGCAGGUGCGAGACAAAAACUAUAUCCGCCAGUGUGAAACGGUGCCAUCGGAGAGUUUCCAAGACCCAGUUCUGACCACCAAUAUUUCCCAGAAGCAGCUCAAGAGCCUCCAGAGUGGCUUCAAGCAUGUUAAUAGUGGAGGUUUCCAGCUGCAGAGUAAUCAUCUGACCAUGGACCUGGACAACAACAUCAAUAUCAACAUGCCGCCCAUUGAGACCAAGGUGUUAAUUAUUCAGCGUGCCUGGCGUGACUUCCUCCAGAGACAGGAAGUGGAGAAGAGGAGCCCCUCCCCACCUUCACUUUCCUCCUCUGACAAGAUGAGCAUGUCAAUCAGCAUGACGACCCUGUCAGAUGGCAGCACCCCAGAUUACCGGGAGGAUGGCAUGGACCUGGGGAGCGAUGCAUCCAGUCGCUCCAGCUCAGAGUCCAACUCCAACAAGGUUACACCUUGCUCCCCUUCUAUUGACCUGGCCACGUUGGAAGACUACAAAUCCUCCCCCUCUUUGGACCUUGUCACCUUAGAGGACUAUGAGGAGGAUGAGGACUAUCAAGAGUACAAGAAGAAGGUGAUAGAGGAGUGGGAGAGUGAGUAUGGGGAGGACUACACCUCCCCACAGCCUCCUGGUCAGGAGGGAGGAGGAGGCGGUGGUGUGGGGAUUGACGGGGUUGGUGGAGGCUACAGGAAGACAGUUAACAGCCGCAGCCUUGCUGAAGAAUUCCAGGAUGUGAAGACUAUCCCACCCCUCCCAGCCCCCAGUGGACGCACAGCCACCUCGGUUGCAGCUGUCCCUGAGGAACUGAAACAGAACGGCAAUCUGAUUUUGCCCAGGAGCGACCAGCUCCACUCCCCUGGUACUCCACAGGGAGGGACUCCAAAAGCCAGCCACCGCAGCUCCAGUCAAGGCAGAGGGAGCCGUAGCACUGGUGGGGGUGGUGGUGGGGGAGGUGGAGGAGGCAUUGGAGACACUGGGGGACAGAUGGGGAGACACAGAGAGGACGAGUGUGCAGAAGAAGAGCCACUGCCUACCAUGGACUGGGCUGCCCUGGAGAGGCAUCUCGCAGGGCUGCAGUGCAGAGAGCAAGAGAACCAGAACCUCAACCAAAACCAGAACUACAACACGGGCAAGACCAACUACACCUCAGCCCAAAAGAAUGAGAGAGAGUCUAUCAGGCAGAAGUUGGCCCUGGGCAGUUUCUUUGACGAUGGGCCAGGUAUCUACACCAGCUGCAGCAAGAGCGGCAAACCCAGUCUGUCCUCACGGCUCCAGAGUGGGAUGAAUCUACAGAUCUGUUUUGUCAAUGACAGCGGCAGUGACAAGGACAGUGAUGCCGAUGACAGCAAGACAGAGACCAGUCUGGACACACCUCUGUCCCCCAUGUCCAAGCAGAGUUCAUCCUACUCUGACAGGGACACUACAGAGGACGACUCCGAGUCUCUGGAGGACAUGGACUUUCUGAGUCGACAGAAGAAGCUGCAGGCAGAGGCGAAAUUAGCCCUGGCUAUGGCCAAGCCCAUGGCAAAGAUGCAGGUGGAGGUGGAGAAACAGAAUCGCAAGAAGUCUCCGGUUGCAGACCUGCUUCCACACAUGCCUCACAUCAGUGAGUGUCUAAUGAAAAGAAGCCUGAAGCCCACCGACUUGAGAGACAUGACUCUGGGACAGCUCCAGGUUAUAGUUAAUGACCUGCACUCCCAAAUCGAGAGUCUGAAUGAGGAGCUCGUACAGUUACUGCUGAUUCGAGAUGAACUACAUAUGGAGCAGGAUGCCAUGCUGGUUGACAUAGAGGACCUCACCAGGCAUGCUGAAAGCCAGCAGAAACAUUUGGCUGAGAAGACCCUAUCCAAAUAAGAUGCCCCGCCCCCCCGCUCCACUCCGCCGUUGUCCUCAACCAACCUCCCCUUCCCUCUGAACCAGACUUUACUCCCACAGCCAUUCCACCUCUGCCCUGUCUCGAUCCGAACCCCGCCAGCUUGUCCCACGUAUUUUGCUCCUCGCUGCUCCCCCCGUUUCCCCACGUCCACCCUCCUGUCCGACCCACUGGUUCCAGUGGAAGCCGCAGCACAGAAGAAAGCCACCCCCUUUCAUUUGCUUCUGUGAUUUAACCCCAGCGCCGCUAAGGAUGGAGGAGCAGUUCCUGCUUCCUGGGAGAAGAGGAAACUGAUUGUGUGUUGUCAUGGAUUCUGUCCCCAGCUUCCUGUGAAGUGAUCGGCCUUGCUUUGCUAUUGUUUCUUUUAACUUUCUACAUUCGCCACUAAAUUAUAACUGUCAAAUCAAAAAUUGUGGGAAAAAAUAAAAUAAUAGUGAAAAAAUUAGUAGAAAGUCAGUCAUGCGAAAAAAGAAACAACAUUGUAUAAAUAAAUGAUGAAAAACUAACUUCUUCAGACCAUGUUAAGUUGGACAGUAAUUUUAAAGUAUUUCCAAGUCGACCUGUUUUUAUUCUGCACAAAUGGUAGUUUUCAACUGAGAAAUGUUUAUUUGAAGGUGCUAAAAGAGUGUAAAGGAAACAUGCCUGCCUUGUAGUGGAGUCGUAGCUUUUGGUAAUACGUUCACUCUAAUUGCUCUUCAACAUUUUGUGAAUGUUGAUUUUCUGACACAAGUCAUUUUAAAUGAAUAAGUGUGUUAAUAUCGUUUUCAUCCUAUUGUAUUGAGAAACUUUAUUUGAGGGAAGAAAUGUUUAUGUACAGAUAUGUAAAAUAAAGAAUAAACUUUGUUUCAUAUA